AUGAAUAUCUAUCUUUGUCUCUUCCUCAUUUAUCUAGCUACCUAUCUAUCUCUGUCUUUUCCUCAUCUAUCUAUCUAUCUAUCUAUCUAUCUAUCUAUCUAUGUCUUUUCCUCAUCUAUCUAUCUAUCUAUCUAUCUAUCUAUCUAUCUAUGUCUUCCUCAUCAUCUAUCUAUCUAUCUAUCUAUCUAUCUAUCUAUCUAUCUAUGUCUUUUCCUCAUCUAUCUAUCUAUCUAUCUAUCUAUCUAUCUAUCUAUCUAUCUAUCUAUCUAUUCUAUUCUAGAUCUAGCUAUUCCUCCCUUCAUCUUUCUGGCAAUGGUUCAUGUCUCAUUGUCACGCAAAUUAUCUAUCUAUCUAUCUAUCUAUCUAUCUAUCUAUCUAUCUAUCAGCCUGUUCAUAUCUCAUUCUGUUCAUAUCUAUCUAUCUAUCUAUCUAUCUAUCUAUCACAUUCUGUUUAUAUCUAUCUAUCUAUCUAUCUAUCUAUCUAUCUAUCUAUCUAUCUAUCUAUCUAUCUAUCUAUCACAUUCUAUUCUAUCUAUCUAUCUAUCUAUCUAUCUAUCUAUCUAUCUAUCACAUUCUGUUCAUAUCUAUCUAUCUAUCUAUCUAUCUAUCUAUCUAUCUAUCUAUCUAUCUUACAAUUUUUCAUAUCUAUCUCAGUCUCUCCAUAUCUAUCUAUCUCAGUCUCUCCAUAUCUAUCUAUCUCAGUCUCUCCAUAUCUAUCUAUCUCAGUCUCUUCAUAUCUACCUAUCUAUCUAUCUAUGCUUGAAUACAAUCAAAACGUUCCAAUGGAAAUCAGGAUCUAUCUAUCUAUCUAUCUAUAUCAGUCUAUUCAUAUCUAUCUAUCUAUCUAUCUAUCUAUCUAUCUAUCUAUCUAUCUAUCUAUCUAUUGCCACAGUGCCAGAUAUCUAUCUAUUUAAUUCAUUCUGUCCAUUAUCUAUCUAUCUAUCUAUCUAUCUAUCUAUCUAUCUAUCUAUCUAUCUAUCUAUCUAUCUAUCUAUCACCACAGUGAUAGAUAUCUAUCUAUUUAUUUCAUUCUGUCCAUAUCUAUCUAUCUAUCUAUCUAUCUAUCUAUCUAUCUAUCUAUCUCAGUUUUUCCCUUUCUUUUUUCUAUUUUUCUUCCGAUUUCCUUUUUUUCCUUUGCUAUAUUUCCUUUGUUUAUUUCUUUUGUUUCCCUUUAAAGAUACUAUCUCUACUUCACUUCCCACAGGCAGUGAAAAAAAAAAAAGGUCAACCUGUCUACUCUCAACCACUACUGUUUCAUCUUCUAUGUUACCGCCUCCCGUAUGUCUCACUAGACAGUCAUACCCCCGUUUGUCCCCCUUUCUCUUUCUUUUUUUUUCCUUCCCCCUUUUUGAAUCAACGUAUUAA
Messenger RNA from Acanthosepion pharaonis, 1365 nucleotides. NCBI's taxonomy places the organism in Eukaryota, Metazoa, Mollusca, Cephalopoda, Sepiida, Sepiidae. The record is from the annotation of a GenBank genome assembly.